AUGGACUAUACCGUAAAGUUGGACACCACUGCGUCAACUGCAAAUAAUACUUAUUAUCACCAGUUCAAUACUCUUGGUGAUGUUAGUGUUGAAUCUGAAGGUAUUGUUGAAAUAAGAGGUUAUAAAUUUUUGAAAAGACUUGAUGAAACAACCCAGGCAUAUUUUGAAUGGUUUCCAAUUAGACCACAAAUAAAAAUCUGGAGAAACUUUGAAUUUGGUAAAUUAUUUCAAGUUUAUAUGUCAAGACAUUAUUCUCGUGAUAUAACAAAUUAUUAUCAUAAUCAAGAAAUGGUUGAAAGAUUGGUCAAUUUAGAAGACCGUACCAUGCUAGGAGAUCAAAAAGAAUGGCUAGAAAAAAGAUUAUUAGAUAAUGAUACGGUUUCGAAUUUCAUUGCAAGUCAAUGUGUUGUCAGAGAUAUUGAUUUCACAUCACCAGAAACUGGUGGAUUAUUAUUCCCAUUUGAAGAGUUCAAUCAAGAUGCUUGGGAUGGUUGUAUUUUCAAUUGA
Hansenula anomala is the source of this 507-nucleotide messenger RNA. RefSeq lists its product as uncharacterized. The record is from RefSeq and is a predicted model, not a curated record. Lineage: Eukaryota; Fungi; Ascomycota; Saccharomycetes; Phaffomycetales; Wickerhamomycetaceae. The coding region runs from base 1 to 507 and encodes 168 amino acids. The transcript is spliced from 2 exons.